AAAGUCUUACGCUCUCUGUUCCUCUGUCACACCAUAUUCAGUACUGCCAGCACCAUUAAACGUAACUCUCUUUUUCCCCUUUAGCUUUUUACCACCCCUCUCUCUCUCUCUAAAGCCCUAAAAUCCAACUCCCUCGGUCCUCGGUUCUCCUUUUGCUCUGGCUCUCCCAACCAUGGAAGCCUUCAGCUUGCUCAAGUACUGGAGAGGUGGAGGUAGUGGCUUGGCUGGCGGAGGCCCAGCUGCUGCUAACACACCCACCACCUCUAGCAUCACAACUAGUGAUGCCGCCGUGCGCCAGCAAGUGGAAACCGACGAUGACGAUGACGACGAAGGUCCCUUCUUUGACUUGGAAUUCACGGUGCCUGAUGAUGAAGAAGGCGAAGGCGGAGAUUACCACGACAAUGACGAAGAAGAUGACAAUGAAGAUGGCGGAGGUGGCGACGAAGAUGACAGUGACUUGGCGGGAACGGAUGGAGAGCGGGAGUUCAACUUCACAGUGUCGUCUGUCUCCAGCGGUGACCCAACAGACCCCAACCUCUCCUUCUCCCCUUCUGAUGAUCUCUUCUUCAAAGGAAGGCUCGUGCCACUCGAGUCCUCCUCUCUUGUUUUUAAUCCUUCUGAGCCCAACUCCAAGCAUCAGUUCCCCGUCUCCUUGCUCAAGUCGGCUACCAAGUUUCGCGUCUUUAUGUUGGGCUUCAAGAAACCAAAACCGACGUCAACGACGACGACGACAACGACAACAACAGAGAAGACGGAGACUAAUGAGGCCAAUAUGACUUCUCCAGAGGACCAGCAACCUGAUACACAACAGCAACAGAAGCAGCAGCAGGAUAAUCAUCACCACAGCAAACUUUUUACUGUAAAAUUCAAAGUCGAAGAGGUCCCCAUAAUUUCCCUGUUCACUAGGGAUGGUAGUUCCAGAAGCUCUGCUAAUAAACAACAGAAGCAAAACUCUGACGAGACAGCCACGGACGACAAGCGCUUUUCCAAAGAUAUGGUGCAGAAAUAUCUGAAGAUGAUCAAGCCGCUCUACAUUAGGGUGUCGAGGAGGUACGGAGAGAAGAUUAGAUUUUCUGGACAUCUAAGCUUGGGCUCGGGAAAGGCAGCAUCGUCGCCGGUGGCGGCGGAAACGAAGAUGGAAACACCGGUGUCGUCUCCCACGACGGCAAACAACAAUCACGGAGAAGCAGAGGAGGCCGAGGCACCCACGAGUAAUAAUGCCAAGCCCCUGCUUCAUAAACAGGUGAAUAUACCGGCGGGCUUGCGAGUGGUUCGUAAGCACCUAGGAAAAAGCCGGUCAGCGUCUUCGGCGGUCGCCGCCAUAAAGCCAGUGGCGUCCCAGUCAAGGAGACGGGAUGAUUCACUGUUACAGCAGCAGGACGGGAUCCAGAGCGCUAUUCUUCAUUGCAAGAGAUCGUUCAAUGCUUCUAAAGAUUCGGACCAUACUCUUCUUUCGCGGUCUGCGAGCGACCCAUCACAUGAGAAGUCCAUUUGCCCAUCGAAAAACUCUUCCGAGGGAAAUGACAGUCGCAGUUGAAGCUCUCGUGUAAAAUCCUGGAACCAUCUUCAGCUCUGAGUGGGGGGCGUGAAAGGAGCUCGAACCAGAGAAACAGAAUAGUGAAUCGGUUAUCUAGGUCCUGUUUUCUGUUUAAAUUUUGUAAAAAAGAAGAUGAAAAAUAGUAGGAUUAGGAUAUGGGAGUUAAUUAGUAAUGUGGGUUGAUCUGAUCAUUCUGUAGAUUUCUAGUUGACUAGUCUCUUACUGUAAAGUGAUCUAUGUAUGUGAAGAUAUUUUUAUAUCUUCGAAUCCGUGUAAGCAGAGUGCUCACAUUGGAAAUCAAGUAACUCGUGUAGUCUGGAAUUUUGAUCCUUUUUGCUCAA
This is a messenger RNA of Nelumbo nucifera (sacred lotus), 1878 nucleotides long. RefSeq names its product putative membrane-associated kinase regulator 2. Lineage: Eukaryota; Viridiplantae; Streptophyta; Magnoliopsida; Proteales; Nelumbonaceae. The record is from RefSeq and is a predicted model, not a curated record. Gene Ontology annotation, cellular component: plasma membrane.